GUGUGCUAUGGCCUGGUUUGGACAGAGAUAACUAGCUUAAGAACUGAAACGCUAGCUUUUCUCACGCCUUGAAAAGAGUGGAGGAUAGAGGUGAAGUAAGAAAAUUCCCAAGUAGGAAAAAAAUCAUGGUAGCCGGGGAUAAAAACGAGGCAAGCUCAUUUUCCUUAUACUGUCUGACAAAAUGUUUUCAAAAACCAGUAACGUCCACCCUUGCAGAGAAGGGACAAGAUCAGCCGGAAGGAAUGCAUGGCAAGGGUUUGUCAGAUUCAAAGAAAGUAACACAGAAGAAGCCUGGAGGAUGGAAAUCCAUGCCUUUCAUCUUAGGAAAUGAAACAUUUGAGAGGUUAGCAACGUUUGGAUUGCUGGCCAAUUUUACAGUUUAUUUGGUGAAACAGCUUUCUCUGGAGCAGGUUGUGGCUGUAAACAUUAUGAAUAUCUGGUCGGGUAUUACUAAUUUUGCACCUCUGCUUGGUGCCUUUGUCUCCGAUGCCUAUGUCGGCAGAUUUAAAACUAUUGCUUUUUCCUCCUUUGCAUCUCUACUGGGAAUGAUGACGGUGACGUUAACCGCAUGGUUGCCACAGCUGCAUCCUCCGAAAUGCAACGCCGGACAACAAUCUCUCGGUCAAUGCAAAAGUGCUAGCAAAACUCAACUGGGUGUUCUCCUAAUGGGUCUUUGCUUUUUAUCAAUCGGCACCGGUGGAAUUAGGCCCUGCAGCAUUCCAUUUGGUGUCGAUCAGUUUGAUCCAACCACUGAAGAAGGUGUUAAAGGAAUUACUAGCUUCUUUAAUUGGUAUUACACUACAUUUACAGUGGUUAUUUUGUUCACUCUAACUGUGGUGGUUUAUAUUCAAACCUCGGUGAGUUGGGUAUUGGGAUUUGGAAUUCCUACCAUACUCAUGGUGUGUUCAAUCGUUCUAUUUUUCAUUGGAACAAAACUUUAUGUAUAUGUCGAACCAGAAGGCAGCAUCUUUUCAGGCAUUGCACAAGUGCUUGUUUCAGCCUAUAAGAAACGAAAACUUAAGGUUCCAGAAGGAGAGUUUGAUGAGAUUGAUUUCUACGAUCCUCCAUUAAAAGCCACAGUUUUGUCAAAGCUACCUCUCACCAACCAGUUCAGAUUCUUAAACAAAGCCGCUAUGAUAGUGGACGAUAAGGAACUUAAUAGUGAUGGAUCUCCCACUAAUCAUUGGAGGCUCUGCAGCAUCCAACAAGUAGAAGAAGUCAAGUGCCUAAUAAAGAUCAUCCCCAUAUGGGCUUCUGGAAUUAUUUGCUUCACUUCCAUUACACAACAAGGAACUUUCACCGUGUUACAAGCCUUGAAAAUGGACAGGCACCUUGGACCCAAUUUUCAAAUCCCUGCAGGCUCUAUCUCCAUCAUAUCCAUGCUGACUAUAGGAAUUUGGCUCCCAAUCUAUGAUCGCCUAAUAGUCCCAUCUCUCCGUAAAGUCACCAAACAUGAUGGAGGUAUCACUCUUCUGCAAAGAAUCGGAAUUGGGAUCGUAUUUUCAGUUCUAUCAAUGGUAGUCGCAGGACUAAUCGAAAAAGAGAGAAGGGCUGCAGCCAAUUCGCAUCCAAACCCACUUGGCAUUGCCCCCGUGUCUGUUAUGUGGCUAGCUCCUCAACUUAUACUAAUGGGAUUCUGUGAAGCGUUCAAUAUAAUCGGACAGAUUGAAUUCUUCAAUCAACAGUUCCCCGAUCACAUGAGAAGUAUAGCCAAUUCUCUUAUUUCCUGUUCCUUUGGAGGCGCAAGUUACUUGAGUAGCUUGCUGGUCACCGUAGUGCAUGCAGUCACGGGAAGCCAUAGCCACCCGGAUUGGUUGACUAAUGACAUUAAUGCAGGGAGAUUAGAUUAUUUCUACUAUGUUAUUGCCGGGAUGGGAGUCGUUAACUUUAUCUAUUUUCUCUACUGUGCACAUCGGUAUCGUUACAAAGGUAGUGUCCAAGUAGAGGAUCAAAAAACCUUCCAUGAUCUUGAGUUGGUUCAAUCAACCACGAAGUGAGAGAAAUUAAAUAUUAAAUAAUGUAGCUUGCAGCUAGUAAUAAUAUAUAGAAACGUUGGAGAAGAAUCUAAAUAGGAUAGUGUUUAUUUCAGUCGUUAUCUAUUUGUUUUAGCUCUUCUAUGAGACAUUGAAUAAGAGAUAUACAUAUGUAAAAAAGAUAUUUGCGCAAUAUAAUAUAUUGAGCUGCCUUUUAUGUCAA
Molecule: messenger RNA, 2196 nt
Organism: Pistacia vera
Lineage: Eukaryota; Viridiplantae; Streptophyta; Magnoliopsida; Sapindales; Anacardiaceae
Product: protein NRT1/ PTR FAMILY 2.13-like
Exons: 4
Coding region: 126-1997 (623 amino acids)
Biological process (GO): transmembrane transport
Cellular component (GO): plasma membrane
Molecular function (GO): transmembrane transporter activity
Source: RefSeq, a predicted model, not a curated record